Molecule: messenger RNA, 2524 nt
Organism: Carlito syrichta (Philippine tarsier)
Lineage: Eukaryota; Metazoa; Chordata; Mammalia; Primates; Tarsiidae
Gene: XYLB
Product: xylulokinase
Exons: 20
Coding region: 1-2187 (728 amino acids)
Biological process (GO): xylulose metabolic process; D-xylose metabolic process
Cellular component (GO): cytosol
Molecular function (GO): D-xylulokinase activity
Source: RefSeq, a predicted model, not a curated record
AUGACUUCCAGAAAGCAUAAGAAACUGGAGGACACCUUCACCCCUGCAAAGCCUGUCAGAGCCCAGUAUCUCCAAGCCGAGGGCACAUUUCCCCGUGACCGCGGAGUCAUUGCCAUGGGUGGAAGCUGCUCCAGUGCCCAAGAGACAGCAGUGGAGGACUGCAGCCCAGGGCCACCAGAGGGACAGGCAAGGACAAGCUGGCUUAAAGCUGAGACCUCUGACCCAGGCGUUCUCCGAGGGAAUCCAGGCCGCGUAGUGGCAAGGCCGGUGCAGAACGCAGAUGAGGAUGGGGAGGAGUGGAGUUGGGCUAGGGAGGGAAGCGGGCUGCGCUGGGGCACCGUCUAUGGCACAGGUGCGAAGCCCCAGGCCAAGGCCAAGGCCAAGGCCGGUCGCCGUCCUCGCUCCGGUCCCCCUGCAGGCGGCGCCAGAGCGCAGGGCCGCCUCGUGAUUCGGGUCCAGAGUCCGGCCGGGCGGAGCGAGGGGCGGGCCCCUGCGUCUUUGGGCGUUGGAGCGCGGCGACAGCCACGCCACGGGACGGACGGCGGGACGCGCCUCCGGAGCUCCAGGGUCAUGGAGGAGCACACCAAGCUGAGGACAAUUAUUCUAUACAUCAUUUUUAAAAAUGCCUUCCAGGUGAAAGUUGUUGCAGUCGAUGCAGAGUUGAAUGUUUUCUAUGAGGACAGUGUACAUUUUGACAGAGACCUUCCAGAAUUUGGGACUCAGGGUGGUGUUCAUGUGCACAAGGAUGGACUGACAGUCACUUCUCCUGUCCUGAUGUGGGUCCAGGCUCUGGAUGUCAUCUUAGAGAAGAUGAAAGCUUCUGGCUUUGACUUCUCUCAAGUCUUAGCCUUGUCCGGGGCAGGCCAGCAACAUGGAAGUAUAUACUGGAAGGCUGGGGCCGGACGGGCACUGAUGAGCCUAUCACCAGCCCUCCCGCUACGCCAGCAGCUGCAGGCCUGUUUCUCCAUCAGUGACUGCCCGGUGUGGAUGGACUUCAGCACCACAGACCAGUGCCGCCAACUGGAGGCUGCCGUGGGCGGGAAUCAGGCUCUCAGCCGCCUCACCGGGUCCCGUGCCUAUGAGCGUUUUACAGGAAACCAAAUUGCAAAGAUUUACCAGCAGAACCCCGAGGCCUACUCACACACGGAGAGAAUUUCUUUGGUCAGUAGCUUUGCUGCUUCCCUGUUCCUUGGCUCCUACUCCCCUAUUGACUACAGUGAUGGUUCUGGAAUGAAUUUGCUGCAGAUACAGGACAAAGUCUGGUCCCAGGCUUGCCUUGUUGCCUGUGCCCCUCAUUUGGAGGAGAAGCUUGGCCUUCCAGUCCCAUCAUGCUCAGUUGUGGGAGCCAUUUCUUCCUAUUAUGUCCAGCGCUAUGGAUUUCCUCCAGGGUGCAAAGUGGUGGCCUUCACUGGGGACAACCCAGCAUCACUGGCAGGCAUGAGACUGGAGGAAGGUGACAUUGCGGUCAGCCUGGGUACCAGCGAUACCCUAUUUCUCUGGCUCCAGGAGCCUAUGCCUGCCCUGGAAGGCCACAUCUUCUGCAACCCAGUUGACUCCCAGCACUACAUGGCACUCCUGUGCUUUAAAAAUGGCUCCCUCACGAGAGAGAAGAUCCGUGAUGAGUCUGCUUCCCAUUCCUGGAGCGAGUUCUCCAAGGCACUGCAGUCCACUGAGAUGGGGAAUGGCGGAAACCUGGGUUUUUACUUUGAUGUAAUGGAGAUUACCCCUGAAAUUAUUGGGCGCCAUAGGUUUAAUGCAGAAAACCAUGAGGUCUCAGCAUUCCCCAAGGAUGUGGAGAUUCGAGCACUGAUCGAGGGACAGUUCAUGGCCAAGAGGAUUCAUGCAGAAGCCCUGGGCUAUCGAGUUAUGCCCAAGACAAAGAUUUUGGCCACUGGAGGAGCAUCUCACAAUAGAGACAUCUUACAAGUCCUUGCAGAUGUAUUUGGUGCCCCGGUGUAUGUCAUAGAUACUGCCAACUCAGCCUGUGUGGGUUCUGCCUACCGAGCUUUUCACGGUCUUGCAGGUGGAAAAGAUGUGCCCUUUUCAGAGGUUGUGAAGUUAGCUCCAAAUCCCAGACUAGCUGUCACCCCAAGCCCAGGAUCUUCUCAGGUCUACGAGGCUCUCCUUCCUCAGUAUGCCAGACUUGAGCAGAACAUCUUGUUCCAGACCCGGGGGCCUCUGAAGUGAACUCCCCAGUCCCAGACACCUCUCUGGGACCUACUGUCCCCACCUGCCUAGACUCACUGGUCCCACUGCCUAAAGACAUGUCCCUGGACAGCAGGGAUCCUCUUCCCUGUUCUGAGCAGCUCUGCCUGCCUAUGCUGACUUCUUGGAGUAUGCCAGCCCCUUCCAGGACCACCUUGAAGCCGGUCUCAGCACACAAUCCUGAAGAUAGGUGGGCGCUCGUGCCCCUGUGCCCUCGUGCCCCAGGGCAGAAAGCAUCUUUCCUAUCUUUUAUCCCAGGAGGCAAGAUAACUCUGAGUCUGGGGUAUGUCCAAUAAAAAUUGUGACUUUUUCCCUUGCA